This is a messenger RNA of Leptopilina boulardi, 954 nucleotides long. Its product is annotated as ribonuclease Oy-like. Gene Ontology annotation, cellular component: extracellular region. The record is from RefSeq and is a predicted model, not a curated record. Gene Ontology annotation, biological process: RNA catabolic process. The coding region runs from base 223 to 903 and encodes 226 amino acids. The transcript is spliced from 4 exons. Gene Ontology annotation, molecular function: ribonuclease T2 activity; RNA binding. NCBI's taxonomy places the organism in Eukaryota, Metazoa, Arthropoda, Insecta, Hymenoptera, Figitidae.
UGGCAAAUUUUUUUCGAUUUUUCCUUUUCGUCAUAAUGACGAAAAUAAAAAUUUAUUGUGAGGAAAAAAAAACCCGUAUUUUUAUGACGUAAAUUAAAUUUAAAACAGGCUUUUCAUCUAUACUUUUGUUUAUAAAAAUAGUUUUUGAAAUAGUAUUUAAAGACUUAGACAAAAUGUUUUCAUCACUUUUACAAUCGACUUUGGUCUUAAAUUUUUUAAAAAAUGAACUCCAAUUUCUUUGGAAAAUUAUGUAUCUUCCUGACUGCAUUGUCGAUUGCAGCCGGUCAAAACAAUUACGCAAUAUUAGUAUUUAGCCAACAAUGGCCAAGAACGACAUGUUUACAAGCAGGAAGACAACCAAAUGAAUGUAAUAUACCCCAUAAUGAUUGGACGAUACAUGGAAUUUGGCCAAGUAAAAAUGCACCUGAAAGAGGUCCUUUUGAUUGUGAUACAAGAAAUAAUCUUAACGCUCGAAAUUUAAAUGGCAUAAGAGGUCAACUUAAUACCAGAUGGUUAAAUGUUUUAAAUAAUAAUCCAGUGGGAUUUUGGAGCCACGAAUGGCGUAGGCAUGGAACAUGCUCGUUAGAUAUACAAGCUUUAAAUUCACAAUUUAAAUAUUUUAAUCAAGGAUUACAAUGGAACAACAAUUAUGUAAUAGGAAAUAUUCUUAACACUGGUGGUAUAAGACCCGGAGGCAAUUAUGCUCUACAAGAUAUUCAAGCAGCUCUUAGACGAGAAUUGAAUAAUUUUACACCUCAAGUCUCUUGUUUUAAAAAGGAUGGCAGACAAUUUUUACAUGAAGUAAGAAUCUGCAUGACCAGGACGUUUGCAUUAGUUAAUUGUGCAAAUCAUAUAGCUGAUACAAAUUGCAAUCGUCAAUUAAAUAUUGAAUAUCCACGUUAAUUUUAUUGUGAAGAAGGGGUUUAAAAUUUUGUUUUAACUUUUUCUGUCAUU